CACUAUUUACACAAGGCAACGGGCAUAGCAGAAACAUCUGGCAAAUCACAACAUCGGUGGCCGAACUAACCUGCUAAAUUCGUGUUGUUUUUGUGCUGUUGACCCGACUUUUGGAAUGUCUAUUUCGGGUGUCAAAAAGUUCUAAGAAACUACGCAGCUCUGUAUCAUGUGGAGAACAAUUUUACUACGCCGGGCUUAUGCCGGUGUGUUUCAGUCUGUGCUACAAAAGGGCGAUCCAGGUUUCUCCAAGUUUCCUCCGUCGGAGCUCCCACUACUUGUAAAUCAAUGCCGAUCAUUCAGCAAACCUCCGAGGUAUAGGAAUCCACCUCCUCCAAUCAAACCAGAGGAACCCUUGCCCGAACCUCCCCCGUUUUCAUCUGAUGAUAUUGACUUCAUCGGUGAAUUGGCGUCGAGCUGUGCUGGGGAUUCGAGAAAUGAAGUCCUCGACGGAGUGGGUACACUCGAUAAUAGCCCCGAGUUACCAGAAGCUCCUAAAAUUACUGAUGAAUGGGAACAAGAAGUCGAAGUGGAUGACGAUACAGAAGAUGUUGAAGAUCUAGAUCCUGUUCCGUAUUUUCCUCCUGUUCAAAAAUCUUUCAAGUUGUCUGUUGGACCGGGUGUUGACAAUAUGAAACUCCUCUCAGAAACAAAAUCUGCUCUAUUGAACGAGGAAGCAGCUCAAGCAAUGCCACAAAAUGCCACAACACUCUUGGAAAACAAUGCCAACCUAGAGCGAAUCCUUGCUGCAUGGAGUCAAGCAGUUCUUCCUACACCAAUCACUGGUCCUAUGCCUCUUCAUGAGUUAGCUAAUAGAAGUACCAAACUAAAAGAACUAGUCAAACUUGGAGUAGAUUUGUACAAAAUUGCUGGAAGACAUGGGGACUUGGAGAGAUUAAUGGCAUUAGACUGGGACCAUCAAAUAAAACCACAAAUCAGAUUUCUGGUUGAUUGUGGAAUUGAGCCAGAUCGCCUGGCAGAUUUUUUCUCGCGCAACACAGCACUCCUAUGGACUGACAAAGAUGAUAUACAAGUUCGUCUCAACUAUCUGGAGGCCAAACAAUUUUCUCCUGAGCAAAUUAAAAAGAUUGUGAAUGGUGGUGCAUUUUGGCUUACACUAUCAACAAAAGAACUAGAUGCAAGACUUGGUUUUAUUCAGAAAACCUAUAAGCUUCAAGGCAGUGAUGUUCGUUCCGUUGCCUCAUCCUACCCUGCAAUAGUAUCCACUCCUAAGUGGAGUGUAUUUGUAGACACAACAAAACUGAUGGACCGUGAAUUUGGGUUUACGGGUUGGGAACGUAAGCAGUUACUCUUGACAGCCCCACAAUGUUAUUUGCAUCCAUCUGUUUUAAGAAAGGCGUUUGAUUUUUGCCAUAAUCAAAUUGGAUUUACUCAUACCCAAUUGGUACAACAUGGACGUCUGCUUGUGAACAGAGUCAGUACAAUGCAACCACGCUACAAGUUCCUUAAAUUUUUGAAAAGAGACAUUUUUAAUGUUAAAGAUCCUUUAUACAUUUCUCCAGACUGGUUAUGGAAAGGUACUGUGGAGGAAUUUUGUGAAGAAGCUGCAAAGACUUCUGUUGAGGACUUUGAAAACUACUUAAGAUAUUCAGAUCAUACUUAAGAUUAGUCUGUUUUGUUGUAUAUUAUUAGCCAAUAUUUAGUGGAUAGAAUUAACUUUAAGGAUACUGUAGGUUUUCUAUUGCCGUCUCCUCUAAGAGGAUGUUUAAUAAAAUUAAAUAUCUUAACAGGGGA
This is a messenger RNA of Frankliniella occidentalis (western flower thrips), 1752 nucleotides long. It is a transcript of the gene mTerf3, whose product is annotated as transcription termination factor 3, mitochondrial. Bases 167 to 1621 code for a protein of 484 amino acids. The record is from RefSeq and is a predicted model, not a curated record. Gene Ontology annotation, molecular function: double-stranded DNA binding. Gene Ontology annotation, biological process: regulation of DNA-templated transcription. NCBI's taxonomy places the organism in Eukaryota, Metazoa, Arthropoda, Insecta, Thysanoptera, Thripidae. The transcript is spliced from 6 exons.